CUCCGGGCCCUGCCUGUGCCUGCCCCCUUGUGUUUUUGUGCAGAAUAAGUCAAAGCAGCUCCUGUUUGCAGCUCUCCGGAAUCAGUCAAAAUGCCGGUAGAUUUAAGCCAGUGGACAGGGAAUCUUGCCCUAACAGAGGUGGAUGAGAAGCCUGCACAGACCCUCCAUGUCAAGUAUGGCUCUCUUGAAAUCGACGAGUUGGGCAAAGUGCUCACGCCAACACAGGUGCAGAGCCGUCCCACCUCUAUAGAGUGGGAGGGGUGUGACUCCACAAAGCUGUACACCCUGGCCAUGACCGACCCCGACGCACCCAGCAGGAAAGACCCCAAAUUUGGGGAGUGGCAUCACUUUCUGGUGGUGAACAUGAAGGGAAACAAUGUAUCCAGUGGAUGUGUCAUGUCCGACUACGUUGGGUCUGGCCCUCCAAAAGGCACUGGUCUCCACAGGUAUGUGUGGCUGGUCUAUGAGCAGUCAGGAAACCUCUCCUGUACGGAGCCCGUCCUCACCAACUGCUGUGGAGACAACCGCGGCAAGUUCAAGAUCCAAGAAUUCCGUCAGAAAUACGGACUGGGAGUCCCUGUGGCUGGAACCUGCUAUCAGGCAGAAUGGGAUAAUUAUGUCCCUAAACUCUAUGAGCAACUGGCUGGAAAAUAAACAAAGGAGUAUUCAGAAAUUAACAUUAUGUAGAUAACUGCAGGAACCACAAUGCCUUUUUUUUUCCCACACUGAUUUAUUUUACAAUUGUAUUAUGUGAGCAAUGCCCUAUAGUUGUUCAUGCCGACUCAUUAAAAAGUCAUCUCUCUAUCACCAUGAUCAAACAAAA
Oncorhynchus mykiss (rainbow trout) is the source of this 823-nucleotide messenger RNA. RefSeq names its product phosphatidylethanolamine binding protein 1 (gene pebp1). Lineage: Eukaryota; Metazoa; Chordata; Actinopteri; Salmoniformes; Salmonidae. The record is from RefSeq and is a predicted model, not a curated record. Gene Ontology annotation, biological process: negative regulation of MAPK cascade.